Sorex fumeus (smoky shrew) is the source of this 1653-nucleotide messenger RNA. RefSeq names its product coiled-coil domain containing 9B (gene CCDC9B). The record is from RefSeq and is a predicted model, not a curated record. Lineage: Eukaryota; Metazoa; Chordata; Mammalia; Eulipotyphla; Soricidae.
AUGCCCGUGGGCGGCGCCGCUGUCCGGGCGCUGGUGCUGAAGCCGCGGCGGCGGCGGCGGCGGCGGCGGCGGCGGGGAGCUUUUGCGCAUGCCUGGCAGGGAGAGGCCACAGAGGCCCGGCUCCGGCUCCGGCUCCGGCUCGGCUCCCUCGGUUUCUGGCUCCCCUGGGGCUGCUCUGGAACUCUCGUGCUGCCUGCCAUGCACUCAGCUGGGCCUCAGCGGGCCGAGUCCCACCUGAGCAAGCAGCAGGAGAAGGAUGCGGAGCUGGACCGCAGGAUCGCUGCCCUCCGCAAGAAGAACCAGGCCUUGCUCCGCAGGUACCAGGAGAUCCAGGAAGACCAGAGGCUGGCAGAGCAGGGGGGUACGGCCGGAUCCCCUACUGAGCAGCUCCAGCCUGAUGGCCUCACCAUCACCAUCAGCCAGGUUCCAGGCAGGAAGCGGGUGGUCAGCCAGAACUGGGUGCGCCGCCUGCCCGGACCAGGAGCGGCCGAGGACAGUCUGGAGGAUGACGAGGCGGCGGGCCCAGCCGGGGCUUUCUGCUUGGGCGAGCGGGUGGAGCUGGCGGUGACGAUGGAGAACAAAGCCAAGGCCAAGCGGAUUGUCAGUGAGAAGCCUCUGGGAGCCCGGAGCCAGGGCACUUGGGGCCAGACUCAGCCAGCCAGCAGCUCAGCCUCAGCCCGGAAGGCUGCUCGGGAACCCUGGAGUCCGGGCCAGGGCGCAGGCCUGGGGUCCGGCAGGAGCCCCCCAGAGGUGGGCUGGGACUACGCCCAAUGGAAGCAGGAGCGGGAGCAGAUCGACCAGGCGCGCCUGGCACGGCACAAGGACGCGCACGGAGAAUGGCGCCGCCCGUGGGAUCUGGAUAAGGCCGCGCCCAUGGCACAGCACUUCAGCAAGCCUCGGGAAGAGGGCCUGGCCAGGGCGGGCAGCGCCAGGGGUCCUAGGAGCCCCCGAAAGCUUCAGCCCUCACUCUCGCCCCCUGGUGGCAAAGGUGGCACUCCUCGGGGUGGGCAAGCCGGCAGACCCUCUGGGGCAGCAGCCCCCCGCAACAAGGCCUGGGGGAUGGAAAGGCUGACGGGUAGAGCCCGCAGGUGGGACGCGAAGGAAGACAAAGAGCCCGAGAGCCAGGAGAGAGGCCAGAGCAGAAACUCGGAGGAUGAGAAGGUCAAGCCUCAGAAGCCGGGUGGGCCCCCGGGGCCAAAGCCAGGCAGCCCCCCCAGCCCUUGCCCGGCUUCCACAGAGGGGCCAAAGGAGGAGUCAGCAGCCUCGCCGGCCACCGCAGUCCCUCUCUCGCCACCACGCACUGACCUGGCUCCCCUCGAUCUUUCUCUCGGAGGGGCCAGUAGCCUUGGGUCCAGGGAGAGCAUGAGUGUGCUUGGUCCUAAGCCGGGGGCCCAGGAGAGCCCCGUGACCCAGCCUGGGGGUUCCGAGCAGCCCUCUGGGUCGAGCGUUGCCCCAACCAGGCCCGAAGUCCAAACUUGCUCUGAGUCACCAAGGGGAUCGGGGUCCCCUGAGACCAGAUCGGACAGCCAGGCUGACGCCCAGCAGGGCCUGGCACCCCGAAACCGGCCCACCAGAGGGUCUGGGCAAAGGACAAGGGGCACGGAACGGGGGAGAAGCAGGACGGGAGGUCCUGGCCACGCAGGGAGGUGCUGA